CUUCUUAGUAACAAUUUCUCAUUUCCUCCUUCCACUACGAAGGACUUAAUUCUCUUUCCCAUCACGUUACUCUCCACUCAAUGGCCCGCAUUAAAAAGGGUGUCUUCUCGUGGGAGGAUGUACUGGCCCAUCGAUACCAGAACAACAAACCCCCUCCUCUCCCCUAUCCCCGCCACUCAUCUUCCCCUCAUACCCCACAAUCCCAACCCAAAUGCGCCAUCCUCACCCGCCUCUCCCCCGAACUCCGCCUCAUAAUCUGGGAAAUGGUCCUGGGCGGCCACAGACUACACAUCAUUCAACGAAGCGGUCAACGACUCGGCCACAUCAUUUGUCCACUAUGCCCUGAAGGGGGAGCUAGAAUUCGAUCUCGCUCUAGUCCCGGGCCGAGGUCGAGGUUGGACUUUUCUAACAAGAUUACUAUUGCGCGAGGCGUGGGGGACAGGGACAGGGACACAUUUUGCGAGAUUUGUCAGGGGGCAGGUAUUGCGCAGCCUGUUAAGGAGGGGGAUUCGUGGGGUUUUGGUGUUGCUGGUCGCAAUAGGAAUGGGUUGUUGGGGCUUGUGUUGACGUGUCGGCAAAUGUAUGGAUCAACCGAAUCCCUCCACCUCCUCUACACCAAAAACACCUUUGAAUUCAGCAACCCCUGGUCCCUCCCCUACCUCCAACCCACAAUCCCACCCGAAUACUGGUCCUGCAUUCGAGCCGUGGAACUCCGCUGGUCCUUCCCAGGCCACUGGUUACCAACGAAAGAUCCCGUUCGCGCGAUAUACGUUUCCGCCGGCCGGGCACAGUGGGAAGAGGGAGGGGGGGGAUAUAAGGUAGAAGAGCAGGAGGAAGGGGAUUUGAUGGAGUGGAGGAGAAGGAGUAGGGAGAGUACUUUGGAUGAGGAGAUGAGUUUGAGUUUGGGUGAGUCGAGGGAUAGUUUUGAGUCGAGUUCUGGAUCGUCUCGGUUGAUGGGGAGUUCGACGUCGAGUUUGAGGUCUGAGGUGUUAGGGUCGUCUUGUUCUUCUCUUGAGUCUGGAGGAGGGAUGGGGUUGAUGGGUGUGGGCAAGGGUGAUGCUGAUGCUGAUAUCGAGGUUGAUGGUGCCUUGGCUACGUGGGAGCUUCGAUUGCAGGGUCAGUCGUAUUAUGACCAUGAGGUGGGUCAGAUUGGGAAUGAUUUGUGGCGGAAAGGGAUUGAUUGUUGGAUCUCGACGGUGUGAGAUGAUCCCAUUGAAGCAUGUGUGCUGGGGAACCCGAUUUUCCUCCAUACUCUUACCCUCCCCUGCCUUCUGCAUAUCUAUACGUACAGCAAGAUGCGUAUCCGGUGUGAUAUGAUUGACCGCAAAAGGCAGAAUAUCGCAUAUCCUGCAUUGUCUUAUCUUGUACUACACUGAAGUCAGCGAUCCCUAGAUAUCAAGAAAAAAAGCAACAAUCUACAUAGCAAGGUAAUUAAUAACAAUCCAUGCACCUUCCAAGUUGAUCCACAACUCGG
Molecule: messenger RNA, 1474 nt
Organism: Penicillium subrubescens
Lineage: Eukaryota; Fungi; Ascomycota; Eurotiomycetes; Eurotiales; Aspergillaceae
Exons: 4
Coding region: 81-1202 (373 amino acids)
Source: RefSeq, a predicted model, not a curated record